AUGGAUUUGAGUUACAAGCUGCGGGAGGAUUGGUAUCAUCAUGGAGAAGUAAUAUCAGGGGCUGACUGUAGAAGCAAUGCAAGUGAGAGGAACAAAGAGAUUUUAGGGUUAUACCAAGCAGCUGAGUAUCUUGAUGAAGAUUUUAUUAGGCAGCGUGAUCUAAGUGAGGUUGCUGAAGGUGAAGGUAAGGAAGAAGAUGAGUUUCUUGCUAAGCUAGCAGAUGCCGAGACACCUCUGUAUCCAAGUUGUGCUAACCACAGCAAGCGGUCGGCGAUAGUUUCACUCUUUAGGAUAAAGACACAGAGUGGUUGGUCUGAUAGAAGCUUCGAUCUUUUGCUGGAGACUUUGCCACAGAUGCUACCCGAGGAGAAUGUCUUGCACACAUCCUUGUACGAAGUUAAAAGGUUUCUGAAAUCUUUUGACAUGGGCUAUGAGAAGAUACACGCUUGUGUGAACGACUGUUGUCUGUUCAGAAAGGAGUUUGAGAAGCUAGACAACUGUCUGAAAUGCAAUGCUUCAAGAUGGAAGAUUAACAUGCGCACAGGUGAUGUGAAGAAAGGUAUUCCACAGAAAGUUCUGAGAUAUUUCCCGAUAAUUCCACGUCUGAAGCGGAUGUUCAGGUCAGAGAAAAUGGCGAAGGACUUAAGGUGGCAUUGUAGUAACAAGAGCACUGAUGGAAAAAGUAGACAUCUAGUAGAUUCUGUUACUUGGGAUCAAAUGAAUGACAAAUACCCGUUAUUUGCUGCUGAAGAAAGGAAUCUUAGGCUUGGACUGUCCACUGAUGGGUUCAAUCCUUUUAAAAUGAAGAAUGUGAACUACAGUGCUUGGCCGGUUUUGCUAGUGAAUUACAACAUGUCACGUGAGAAGUGUAUGAAGGAGGAGAACAUCAUGUUGUCAUUGCUGAUUCCUGGUCCAACCCAACCUGGAAACAAUAUUGAUGUGUACUUAGAACCACUUAUAGAGGAUCUAAACCAUCUGUGGGAGCAAGGAGAGGUCACAUAUGAUGCAUUCAGUCACACCACUUUCAAGUUAAGAGCAAUGCUUCUCUGGACCAUUCAGGAUUUUCCUGCGUAUGGAAAUCUUGCAGGGUGUAAGGUAAAGGGCAAAAUGGGAUGUCCUGUGUGUGGGAAAAACUCAGAUAUUAUGUGGCUGACUAAUUGCCGGAAGCACGUAUAUAUGUCCCAUCGGAAAGGUCUACCUCCGAGACAUGCUUAUCGUGGAAAGAAAUCAUGGUUUGAUGGGAAAGCUGAGCAUGGGGAAAAGGAGUCGGAUGAUGAAUCUAGUGAAUCAGAGGAAGAGGAGGAAGCAGUAGAUGAGGAGGAGCUAUCUCGAUGGAAGAAGCGGUCAAUCUUUUUCAAGUUACCUUAUUGGGAGGAACUCCCGGUUGGACACAAUUUAGACAUGAUGCACGUCGAAAGAAAUGUUGCUGCAAGCCUUAUCGCAACAUUGUUGCAUUGUGGAAAAUCAAAAGAUGGACUUAACGCUCGAAAAGAUCUUGAACUGCUUGGCAUUAGGAAGGAUUUACAUCCUCAACCCCGUGGGAAAAGAACUUACCUCCCUCCAGCUCUUUGGUCUUUGUCCAGCAAAGAGAAGAAAGUAUUCUGCAAGCGUCUAUCUGAAUUUCGUGGUCCGGAUGGUUACUGCUCAAAUAUAUCAAGGUGUCUGAAGAUGGAGGAAUGUAAGAUAUCAGGAAUGAAAUCACAUGAUUACCAUGUGUUGAUGCAACAGCUUCUUCCGGUUGCGAUUACAAGGUUAUUACCUGAAGGUGUUAGGAUAGCUAUUGGACGUCUGUGUGCUUUCUUCCAUCAUCUCUUUCAUCAAGGCAGGAAAGCUCGGUUAUGUGGACCUGUCCAUUUCCGUUGGAUGUACCCAUUUGAGAGGUACAUGAAAGUGCUGAAAGACUUCGUAAGAAACCCUGCAAGACCAGAGGGUUGUAUUGCUGAAGCGUAUCUCGCAGAGGAAUGUGUUAGGUUCUGCAGUGAGUUCUUGAAAAAGGCAACAAGUUAUGAGGAGAAACCUGAAAGGAAAACUGAGUUCGAGAGCAGCUCUAUUCUGGAGGGACGUCCAAUAUCCGCAGGCACUGAUUGUGUUCUUUCUGAGAAGGAUAUGAACAUUGUACAUCUUGCUGUGAUUCACAAUAUGGCAAUCGUUGAACCUUAUGUGGACAUGAACAUACAACAUCUACAGGACAUUAAUGAAAUAUGUAGAUGUGAUGCAACAACAUUAUGGAGAACCCAUACUCUGAAAUUUGCAUCCUGGUUAAAAGAGCAGCUACCAAUUACUUUACAAAAUCACGAGGAAACAUUGACGUGGUUGGCCUACGGUCCUAGUGCAAGCGCAAGGGCUUAUAGUGGCUAUAUCAUUAAUGGUCUGCGGUUUCCCACCAUUUCAGUUGACAGAGUGGUGGAGAUUCUACUGAUCGACUACAAUACAUUCUACAUUCCUGUAUUCCACUGCCAAUGGGCAAACAUAGGAAAUGGAGUGAAGGUAGAAGAUGGCUUCACACUAGUCAACCUGAACCAAAGCCAAAUGGCUUUUGCUAGAGAUCUAUACAUCCUCGCCUCACAAGCCAAGCAAGUAUUUUAUUCUAGAGUAGAUGAGUCAUCCAGUUGGUAUGUAGCUAUGAGAGGUCCUACAAGAAGAUACAGUGAAGACGAUUGUGAAGAUGGUCAUGCAGAUGUUGGUCCAUUGCCAGCAGUUGUAGCUAUGGAUGCUGAUGACUUGGUUGAUGAUUCUAGAAAUGCCAGGGAUGACUGUGAAGGAAUUUAUGUUUGA
Molecule: messenger RNA, 2775 nt
Organism: Brassica napus (rape)
Lineage: Eukaryota; Viridiplantae; Streptophyta; Magnoliopsida; Brassicales; Brassicaceae
Exons: 9
Coding region: 1-2775 (924 amino acids)
Source: RefSeq, a predicted model, not a curated record